AUGGAGCUUGGAGCUACAUGCAGAACAAGUAGGUUUACUUCAUAUGAGAGGCUGGUGGUAAUAGGCUUGGCUCUUCUAGCUGUGCUUUCUCCUCUCUAUAUUGACCGGAAACUGGAAAGUGAUGAAGAACCUGAGGAGGAGCCCUUCAGUCUUGUUUCUUGGUUGCCUCUGCUGCUCUUGGUGUUGAUCUUGGCCAUUGUUUUGUCACAUUACUUAGAUCAGAGCUGUAGCAGGUUUGAUCCUUAUUGGAUUCACAGAGUUGGUGGCUCUUCUUGUGGUAUCAUUUUGAUUCUCUUGGUGCUUAUACUGGUUUUGAAGUGCAAAGGUUCUGUAAAGAACUGGGAGGCCUGGCUUAAAUGA
Molecule: messenger RNA, 360 nt
Organism: Quercus lobata
Lineage: Eukaryota; Viridiplantae; Streptophyta; Magnoliopsida; Fagales; Fagaceae
Exons: 1
Coding region: 1-360 (119 amino acids)
Source: RefSeq, a predicted model, not a curated record